Messenger RNA from Cylicostephanus goldi, 405 nucleotides. The record is from the annotation of a GenBank genome assembly. NCBI's taxonomy places the organism in Eukaryota, Metazoa, Nematoda, Chromadorea, Rhabditida, Strongylidae.
UUGCAGGCUGAAGGAACACCUCUGAUUUCUGGUGUCACAGCAGAUGGCACGCCGCUUUUCAACGGGAUCUUAGUAUGCCCGGAGGCGAGGCAUACUACAACUAUAAUUACCACGACAACCACCACCUACAGAAUGAUAGAAGUUAGCGAUAGCGAUUCCUUAUCGGACGAUUUUGAAAUAGUCGACGAUAAUACGUUGACGGUGGAUGUACCCCUUGUUCCUUCUCCAACAACUUCUCCUCAGUACAUGAUAGUUGGAAAAACAGAAUCGGAAGUUCCUCUAUCUCCUGUUACCAGGUCGAGGAUGCACAUUGAUCUCGACUUCCCUCCAAGGGAAAUAGUCGCAGGAACAGAAACGGAGGGGAAGACUGUAACGGAAACGGUGACAGUAGAGAAACACACAGAA